Molecule: messenger RNA, 927 nt
Organism: Phytophthora infestans T30-4
Lineage: Eukaryota; Oomycota; Peronosporomycetes; Peronosporales; Peronosporaceae
Product: ribosome biogenesis regulatory protein
Exons: 2
Coding region: 1-927 (308 amino acids)
Biological process (GO): ribosomal large subunit biogenesis; endonucleolytic cleavage in ITS1 to separate SSU-rRNA from 5.8S rRNA and LSU-rRNA from tricistronic rRNA transcript (SSU-rRNA, 5.8S rRNA, LSU-rRNA); ribosomal large subunit export from nucleus
Cellular component (GO): preribosome, large subunit precursor; nucleolus; nucleus
Molecular function (GO): protein binding
Source: RefSeq, a predicted model, not a curated record
AUGGUGGUCAAGGCCAACGUGCAGAAGGAGGACGAUCUGACGUACGAUCUGGGCAACUUGGCGGCGUUCGACACGCACCCGUUCGCCUACCAGAACGAAAAGGAGCUCGCUCUCCAUGCUCGUGAGAAUGUGCAACUGCUGAUCAACCACAUCUUCGAGUUGCCUCGCCAAAUGUCGGAUAUGGGUCCUCUGGCCCAAUUGCCGGUCCCUGAGACGGUAAUUCCGCGCGAAAAGCCUCUGCCGAAGCCCAAGGUGGAGACGAAAUGGGAGAAAUUCGCCAAGGAGAAGGGCAUCGACAAGCGCAAGAAGAGCCGCAAGGUCUUCGACGAGGCCACUGGAGAGUGGAGCCACACGUGGGGAUACCAACGUGCUGGAGACGAUAUGAAGGAUUGGGCUGUGGAGAUGAAGGAGGGCGACCGGGAGGACCCUUGGACCAAGCGCAAACAGGAUAAGCGCGCCCGUGUGGAUAAGAAUCUGCGUGCACAGGCUAACAACCUGAAGCAGGGACGUGGCAAACAACUGGCCGGUAUUGCCGGUCGUACCCCUACGGGUAUCCCAGUGGAGCUCAUGAACACGGAAGACACGAAGGCCAAGCAACGCGGCAAGGAAGGCACCAGUAAGACCUUGGAAAAAGUGCAGUUUUCUACGGCGUCGAUGGGCAAAUUUGACAAGAUGCGCGAGGGAGAAUCCGAGCGGAAGGUCAAGGGCAAACGCAACAAUUUCUUGCCUACCACGGGCGCUGAGACGACCGAGAAGGAACGGAGCAUGAACGCUCUGAAGCGAGUGCUGGGGCGGGAGGAGAAUGCCGGCAAGAACAAGGGCAAAACGCUCGAUGAGGAGGAAGAGGAAGGUGGCAAACGCAAGAAAAAGGGCAAGAAACUUAAGAACUUUACCAAGGGAGCCACCAAGAAGCGACGGACCAAGUGA